AUGUGUACUGGCUUGAAUGGUUUUCCACAAGAAUGUAAACAGACAGAGGAUCUAACAAAUGGGCACUCCAAAUGCACAACUAUCCUAAAUGGACUGACUCCAGGUAAUGGCAUCAAAGACAAUGGCAACUUGAAUGGCAACCCUUAUCUCAAAACUGUCCCAAUCUCAGCGCUGAAACAGAAUGGGCUCUUACAGUCUCUGGCAGCAGGAGGGAAUCAGACUAAAACAGAAGAGGUGAGCUUGGAGGUGGAGCGAGCACAAGAGGAGUGGGAUGCCCUGGAGAGCAUCCAACCAGUUCUUGCAGAGGAUCUCACUCCAUCACCACUGAUCUCCUUCAAUGAGGCUCUGCAGCAUUUUCAGACCACUGAUCUUGGAGACCUGCUUAAGAGCAUUCAGCCCACCAUUCGCAGGACUGGAUUGGCCGCCAUCAGCCAUUUCCUGUUCGGUCCUCCUCGGAUACACAAAGACCUUGUAGAGGAGAGAGACUUAGUGUUUGCCAUUGCACAGUGUUCUCUGGAUAAUGGCCAGUCAGUUCACAUGCGUGUACUCCAGACCAUCUACAGGAAAUUGACCUGUACCCGAGCUGACUGCCCUCGCUAUGGACCACACUGGGAGAAUGUGGGCUUUCAAGGUUCAGACCCUGCUACAGAUCUAAGGGGAACUGGUUUUCUGAGUCUCAUGCACACUCUCUACUUCGUCAUGGACCCAGAGAUACUUCCACUUGCUAGAGAAAUCUACAAACUCUCUCAGCAUCCAGUCCAGAAUUUUCCGUUCUGUGUGAUGUCAAUCAACAUGACGCGAAUCGCCCUGCAUGCUCUCAGGGAGGAAGUGCUGUCCAAGGAGUGUAACCGAAGGCAACAGGUCGUGGCAGUGCUGAAUGAUUUUUAUGUUGCAACAUUCCUGCACCUCUAUCAGCUGUGGAAGAGCCAGCAGAAAACCAUCUCUGACUCUGGCCAUGUACUCAAAGAAGUGGAGCUCUUCGCUAAGAAGAACCCCAAGCAGUUUCUCAAACGUCUCGAGGGCUACCUGAAGGAGAGACGUGCUGGGACAGGACACCGAACAUCACCCGACACACUAUCACAUAGCAACCCUUCACCUGGUGACACUGGGUCUCGAGCAGGGAGUCAGGGCGGCAAGGAGGGGAAAGAGAUGAACUUCACUGGAGUGUGUGAGCUGCCACCUGAGAUGGAGGGCGAGGCGAGACUCAUCUGAGAGACAGAGAGGCAUUCGAUUUGUACAGUCUCGACUAUCUCGUGCUCUGACUUUGCUGUUCUCUCUGUUUCUUCAUUUCCUUUCUGUCCUUUCAUGCUUAAGUACACUCAGAGACAAGUCUAUGUUGUAACUGUAGUUGCUAAAAAGUAUGAAACUCUUUGCUGUCUUUCUUUCUGCUAGAGUACCUAUUGGCUCUUCUAUGAAAGACUAGAUUUAGUUGCCAAGUUUAAAAGGAGAAUCUCAGAAUUACCGCCUCAGUGGCAGCAGGUUGUCUUGAAGCUGUCAGGAAGAAAGAGACUGUUUACAGGCCUUAUGAGUGUGCAGUUGCAGAGGAGAGGGCUGCAGAAGCCAGCAAGCAUGCCUUACCCACUACUGUGGUAUUGAGUGAGAGUGACUUCCUGUGUGUGUUGGCCUGACUGUUUAGGCAUGUAUUUGAUUGAGACUAGUCUAGUGAAAGCUUUGUGAUCCUUGUGGUCAUUUGAACAUGUCAAUGAGUCAUUGUUCAAGAAAGUGGGCAGAGUUUAUAUUGAUGUUGGCUCUUUACUCUUCACUGUUGAAAAAUGGAAUGAGGUAUCAAAACAUUGGAUGGAAAUAGCCUCAAUAGGCCAAAGCUUUUUUUAUUUUGUCCCUUUAGAGAGAUAAAUGUCACAGUAUGAUUCAGAGAUUGCCUGACAUGUUUCUGUUGGCAGAAACUCUUCAACAAGAGCCUGAAAUUGUAAAGUGAGGGCGGUUUUUUUAUGGGAAAGUGCAUUUUAGUGACCUGUAGACCAAAAUGUAUGGAUGUUUGAGUAUCUACUUUGCAGUUCAGUUACAAGGCUAACAUUGACACUUGCAGACUUAAAUUAUCAGCUAAAUUUAUUUGUGUUUGAGCUUUGAGCUAAACUUAGGGCAGUAAUCAAAGUUAAAUGUGAUAUUUGGAGAUGUUGUUAUGCUUGUCUGCAUGAAGCAAAUCCUAAGUUUCCUCUAAUGAUAGCAGGUACAUUCCAGUUUUAAGUAGUCAUAACGUGACUUUGAAUGUGUUGACGUGCUGUGGACGAGAGUGAGAAUGAUCCUACGCUGUUAAACUUUUACUGGAUAAUUUCUGGUAUCCCGGACGAGCCCCCAAUAUAUGUUGUGAAACCCUAUAAUGCCAGAAAUAGUCCUAAAAAAUUGUUAUUGGUUACUUGUUAGGGCAUUUCUCAUGCGAUACAGCAUUCUCAAGAUGUCUUUUAUCUUAUCCUGAGAGAAUAGAUGGUGUAUGUUAAACUGUUGUUUAAUAGUGAUUAGAUUGUUACAGCUCCCUGAAGCACUUUUAGCAAUGAAAGUGUGUAAACUUGUUAAGAAGACAUGGCUUAAAUAAAACAUUAGCCAGGACGCUGCAGGUCAUUUAAGCUAUAUGUUAUACGUAACCUAACAAAUUUUUCCUUCAGAGUUGCAUGAGACACGUUGAAAACUUACAUAGCAAAAAGUCAGUAACUCUAGUGAACUUCUUGCAUCAAACAUACAGCCUUCAAAUAGACAUGUGAGACCUAUAUAUAGUGUAGUCAAGUACACCCUGAGACUUGUUGAUUUGAACAUAAAAAACGUAGAAUACUUUAUUUGCUAUCGAGCCACAGAUUAAUGCAGAAAAUAGUUGAGAAUUUUAUGUAUUUUUGUCAUUUGCGUCUUGUUCUCCCUAGUCCAGGUCCAAUAAAGAUGUGAGGGUUGCAACAUUCAUGUAAAUUGACAGUGACGUACUGUACAUUUCUGAAAAAACUUGAUGGGGAAAGUCUUUCCCUCCCUUUGCAACCCUAUUCUGCACUCUCGUCUUGUUAGCAUGUCAGGUAGCGCUAGAGAUGUAGCAUCCAGGAAUCGUUGUUUUAAAUUCCUUGUUAAAAAAGCUUGUUAUUCUAACUCUGUAUGGUUGCAUAUGUCUGUCUAAGUUACCUAGUCCAAAGUGUUGUUGUACAGUAUGAGUACAGUGCGUUCUAUAUGUUUCAGGUUUAAUUUUACGCUCUAAUUUUAUUCUUUUGUAGUUUUUAUUUUUCUUAAACAACACAUGAAUAUAAAUACUCAGUGGAUGUAUAUUAGAAGUCCUGUCACUUUAGCCAGUUUAAUUUUAUAUAAAGCAGAGUAGUAUUUUAUAAACUUGAAUAAGAUUAAAGCAUAAUGGAAAACGAAUGUUUAUAUACAAAGGCAAAUCACCCUUUCUUGGGUUAUUUACUAGAUUGGCUAGUUUGUAUUAGUUUAGAUAAGCAGGUUCAACACUUUCGUAAUCCGUCUAUAUAUCCAAGUGAAU
Messenger RNA from Sinocyclocheilus grahami, 3469 nucleotides. RefSeq names its product ELMO domain-containing protein 3-like. Lineage: Eukaryota; Metazoa; Chordata; Actinopteri; Cypriniformes; Cyprinidae. The record is from RefSeq and is a predicted model, not a curated record. The transcript is spliced from 12 exons. Bases 1 to 1212 code for a protein of 403 amino acids.